Closterium sp. Naga37s-1 is the source of this 891-nucleotide messenger RNA. NCBI's taxonomy places the organism in Eukaryota, Viridiplantae, Streptophyta, Zygnematophyceae, Desmidiales, Closteriaceae. The record is from the annotation of a GenBank genome assembly.
AUGGUGUUCAGACCAACCGUGUUCCCCCUGCGGACUCCAUGCACGCCCUUGUGCCCUCGUGCCGUCUUGCCCUCUUGCUCAUCCCCGUUUCCACCUAACCCACCGGCCGCCCCACUCUGCUCCAAUCCAGUGCCACCUUCUUCCUCCCUUCCUCCCCCGGUUCCCCCUCGAACCUGUGACGAAUCUUUGGAAGGUACUAAAGACCGGCGGUUCCACCUCCCCCCAUUCUCUCCCCUGUGCACAAUGGACGCAUGCUUCAACUUCUCCCACUGCCCCUCCCCACCCGCCCACGAGCCCCUCGUGUACUCCUACUGGCCCUGCACCAAGUACUUGGCGCGAUUCAGCGCCACCAGGGCGGCGCUCAUGCUCGCACCGCACCUCACAGUGCACCGCGCCGCCAUCGACGUCUCCCUGCCGCUGCCGCCCACAUGGAAGCGCCACGCGGCCAGCCUGCGCCCGCUGCCGGUGGGGAAGAGGCGGUACCUGCUGGCGUUCAUGGGCGCGCAGUACCUGCUGGCGUUCAUGGGCGCGCAGUACCUGCUGGCGUUCAUGGGCGCGCGGUACCUGGGCACCAUGCGUGGCAGCUUCCACAGGUCCAAGGCGUUCAAGGGGGUGCAUAACAAGAAGGACAUCAUCGUUGUGCUGACAGCUGGCGCGAUACCAGUGGUGGUGGCGGACACCAGGAAGCUGCCAUUUGACGACAUCAUCCCAUGGCACCGCUGCCUACUCGUCUUCCCCACCUCCCUGCUCUCCCGCAUCGAACCCACCCUGCGCGCCAUCACCCCGCAUCACCCUUCCUCUUCCCUGUUUCCCCAUGCCCUGCAACCCCCGGUUUCCCCCCCACCUCUGCGUUUCUCUCUGAUUUCACAUGCCUUGUGCUGCCAUGAGUGA